Messenger RNA from Ixodes scapularis (black-legged tick), 903 nucleotides. Its product is annotated as hyaluronan-mediated motility receptor-like. The record is from RefSeq and is a predicted model, not a curated record. Gene Ontology annotation, molecular function: hyaluronic acid binding. The transcript is spliced from 5 exons. Bases 321 to 728 code for a protein of 135 amino acids. NCBI's taxonomy places the organism in Eukaryota, Metazoa, Arthropoda, Arachnida, Ixodida, Ixodidae.
GGGUUGCCGCAGAAGUCAACGGACAGGGUAAAGAAGGACACAGACAGAGCGCUGACUCGCAACUAAUUUUUUAGUUGCGAGUCAGCGCUCUGUCUGUGUCCUUCUUUAUCCUGUCCGUACCGCAGAAGUCAACGGACAGGGUAAAGAAGGACACAGACAGAGCGCUGACUCGCAACUAAAAAUUUAGUUGCGAGUCAGCGCUCUGACUGUGUCCUUCUUUACCCUGUCCGUUGUCUUUUGCGCUGUUUUAACCUUUUAUUAAUUAUUUAUUUUUUAUUUUAACGUUUUUUUUUUUAACCUUUUAUUUAAACCCGGCUAACAUGGAGGUGAGCAUACUCCAGAAACGACUCGAGGACUCUUGUGCAGAAGCCCAAAGGUGGAAGAACGACUAUGAAUUGCUGCAGGCCAGGGUCGCACCCUUCCAGUUGCAGCUGGAGCUUUAUGACGUUGAGAGGCGCCACCUGGCAGAGAGAAACCAGGCUACCGAAUCGGAGCUGUCCAAGUUGCACCACAAGUUCUCUGAGCUGAUGGGUCACCAGAACCACAAGCAGAAGAUCCACUACCUCACCAAAGUCACCGAAGAACGGCAGCAUUACCAGGCGGGGGUCCUCAAACUGCAGGAGCAAAACCUCAAGCAGAUGAAGCUGAUCCAAAAGCUGGAGCUUGAAGUCAAACGUUGCUCUCUCAAGCCCCCUCUUGCUUCUCAUAAGGAAAACCUGUUUCCGUGAACUGCGCACUGAUCCGAUUUCGCAUACACCUGUCGCUGCUCCUAUUGUAAGCAUGCAGCCUUCAAGCCAAUUGGACUGGUAUUUAUUAUACCAGGAUUUUUACUGUCAUUUUAUUUUUAGAUUAUAUAUGUGAAUUUUUAAACGUGCAGAAUAAAAAGUAUAAGAAAACAUGGUA